CGAGUCUUUGAAAGUCUCGACUUGAUUUCGGUGGAGAGAGACCAUGUCCGCCGUCAUAAGCAAACUGUACUUACCUCCACUCUCAUUGCCAAGUCAUUCUUCAUGAAAUAGCUGCAACGCGGGGCGUCAGGGAUGGCCAACUCGGGCGCUGUUCAGGUGAAACUAGAACUCGGCCAUCGUGCCCAAUUCCGAAAGAAACCCACGGUGGAAGGCUUCACCCACGACUGGAUGGUGUUUGUCCGCGGACCGGAGCACAGCAACAUUCAGCACUUUGUGGAGAAAGUUGUCUUUCACCUGCAUGAAAGUUUCCCAAAACCAAAAAGAGUUUGCAAGGAUCCACCAUACAAAGUAGAGGAGUCAGGAUAUGCCGGCUUCAUCUUGCCUAUUGAAGUUUACUUUAGGAAUAAGGAAGAACCAAAGAAAGUUCGCUUUGACUACGACCUCUUCCUCCACCUGGAGGGCCACCCGCCUGUCAAUCAUCUCCGCUGCGAGAAGCUGACGUUCAACAGCCCGGCUGAAGACUUCCGUCGCAAGCUACUGCGAGCUGGGGGGCAACGAGACCCGCACAAACGCACCUCAGAGGACUCAAAAGUGAUGGUCAUGCAGGAAGGCUCGACAUCCUUGUUUGGGCACCACAUGAAGCUCCCUAUGCUUCCCAAUACCUCCUUGAUGUCUCCUUUCCCCGAUUCCCGGAAGAGCAAAAGCUCGCUUGGGUCAAAGGACAUCUCAAAAGGAAGUGGCGGUACACUCUUGACCACAGCCACAACCACCACCAGCACCACCAACAGCAGCAGCAGCUUCUCCAAACUCCACAAGCCCUGCAAGGACCACAAAGACAAGCCUGCGAAAGACUUGAAAGAAACCAAAAGUGCCUUGAGAGACUCUUCCCUGGAGUCCAGCAAAGCCCCUAAAGAGCCUUCCAAAAAACCCAAAGAGAACCAGCCACUUAGAGAUAUCAAUCCUAAAAUGGGAUUUAAGGAGCCGAAGUCUAUGUCCAAUCACGGCUCAGGGCCCAACAAGCGUCUGUCUGCUUCUGAUGCGGACAAUCGCGUCACCAAAAAGAGCAAAAAAGGAUUUGCGGAUUCGUCUGUGAAGCAGACGGAUGCUCAACAUGCCGAUAAAAAACUGCUGAAGGAGCGUUCACAAAUGCGGAGUAGUAAAUUGCAUCCAGAGGGCGAGCAAGUGGACCACAGGAAACUGUCAACACUUCCCCCCUUCCACGAAGUGGUGGACCACAAUGACUCUGACAUGGAGUCCGCCAAGUCAGAUUCCGAACAGCCCAGUCCAGUCAGCUCCAGUUCCAGUUCAGGCUUUGGUCCCACACACCACAGACGCCAAGUGCUGGGUCCACUGCAGUCGGUGAUGCAGGAUCUGCACUCGGACGACGACGACAACGAUUCUGAGGACGACGACGACCUCGACUUGGAUUCAGACGCAGAGCGGCCAGCGCACACCCACCUCACACACCACCAACGCAGGGUCAGUUUGAGCGACGGCAGCGAGAGUGACAGCUCCGCCCCCUCACCGCCUUCACGUAAUGACGUCCCGGGCUUACUUAAGACUACUAAUAACCAGAUACUGGAGGUGAAGAGUCCCAAAAGGCACAGCAAGCAGGACAAAAGCAAAAACGUAGAUUGUGACAAGGCGUACCUUGAUGAGUUGGUGGAACUGCACAAAAGGCUGAUGACCCUAAGAGAAGGCCACAUCCUGCAACAGAUCGUCAACCUCAUCGAAGAGACCGGCCACUUCCACAUCACAAACACGACUUUUGACUUUGACCUGUGCUCAUUGGACAGAAGCACAGUAAGGAAACUCCAGAGUUACCUGGAAACUUCCGGACUGUCCUGAAGCCCUUUUUCGUAUGGCGGCAGCUUGAACGUGUGAUUUUUUUGUUCUGGUUUUUCUUUCGGAGAAUAACUUAACAUUGGAUGAUAUGCAAAGAGCCUCGCCGUGGUUGGUGGGCUGGAUCCAGUUGAGUUAUGGGAUGAGCCCCGGCGCCGAUCAGAUCACCUGCAAAGCCUUGAAACCUUCUAAAACACAUGGGGGACCUUUUUGCUCUUAAUGAAUGUGCAGAUGGUUGCCAUGUAUGCGUCUUCAGUUGUUGUCCAGUUUGACACGUGCAUGGUCAACAUUGCCUUACAACGUUGUACUAUAAUGUUUUAUUUAUUGAAUUUGUGUGCGUGCGUGCGUGCGUGCGUGCGUGCGUGCGUGCGUGCGUGCGUGCGUGCGUGCGUGCGUGCGUGCGUGCGUGCGUGCGUGCGUGUGUGUGUGUGUGUGUGUGUGUGUGUGUGUGUGUGUGUGCGUGUGUGCGCGUGUUACAAGUAGCCAAAAAAACGACUUUGUUGAAGCACUUCACAGCAGGCACGGUGAUGUUUGCGUGACGGUUACUUUGACCCUCAGUCGGUCACUGACUUGAAAUCAUGACGAUGGGAUCUCGUACGAAUCCUGUGCACAUGUUUACAACAAUCAAAAGCUACUUGUAAAUAUGUGACUUAAGUAGUAUACAUAUUAUAUAUGCAAAGCAGCUGUCCCCUGCCGACAUCCUGUGAGGCCCAGCUGAGUGGUUCGGUGACUGAAGUGAAAGUGAAACAGAAGCACAUUUUUUGGGACCAAAUCCUGGAAGGAUGUGCUGCCCAGUGGCGUCAAAGUUUUUGUCGCAUAGUCUUUUUUUUUGGUCUUCGCCAAUAGAACAUGCCAAACGUACGAGUGUUUAAUGCACAAAAAACUGCUGCAAAAAUUUCUGCAAGUUUGGAGGAAAACAAGCAGUCAGUGAACGUCGGCUGAAGACUAACUGUUACGGGUGUGCGAAUAAAAUGUUAUUUAUUUUGUGUCAACAUUUCCAAGGACAAUUACAUUUUUGUUUUUAACGUGUGAUUUGUAAUGUCUGAGAUGUUCAGGAUGACUAAUGGGCCUUUCCAAAAAAAAACUAAAAGGGUUUACGUACGUCCUUGUCUUAUGGUAUCUUAUGUAUUUUGAGCACAUACAAUAAACUCUGUAUGAUGUACA
This is a messenger RNA of Nerophis lumbriciformis (worm pipefish), 3006 nucleotides long. It is a transcript of the gene mllt3, whose product is annotated as MLLT3 super elongation complex subunit. Gene Ontology annotation, biological process: positive regulation of DNA-templated transcription. The record is from RefSeq and is a predicted model, not a curated record. NCBI's taxonomy places the organism in Eukaryota, Metazoa, Chordata, Actinopteri, Syngnathiformes, Syngnathidae. Gene Ontology annotation, cellular component: transcription elongation factor complex. Gene Ontology annotation, molecular function: chromatin binding.